This is a messenger RNA of Mytilinidion resinicola, 1083 nucleotides long. RefSeq lists its product as uncharacterized. The record is from RefSeq and is a predicted model, not a curated record. Bases 325 to 609 code for a protein of 94 amino acids. NCBI's taxonomy places the organism in Eukaryota, Fungi, Ascomycota, Dothideomycetes, Mytilinidiales, Mytilinidiaceae. The transcript has a single exon.
GCCGACGCUUACACCCAAGUCAAUGUCGCCUCUCCCUUCAUUACAAAAACAUUGACCCUAUCGUCUUCCCUGGCCAGUACGACAAGUCCCAUCUGAAUUCGUUCUUCGGCUUGGAUGCCGUGACGAUCAACACGACGACCAGCGCUGAGCUGCAGAAGGGCUGCGCCAACGUCCAGAACCCCAACGACCUGUCAGUGUACUGGGUGCAUACAUUGCUGUACCAGAAGGCCGACUCGUGGGAACCCGUGCCCCGUCAUACGCCUCAGCGCCUACUGCAGCCUGGGCGACACCAAAACCGAGGUGCCCAUUCCUCAGAACCUCAAGAUGCUGGCCGACAAAGCAACCGCCACAGCGGCCGCUGCCAUGCCCGCCGAAGACCAUAGCGAGUGGUUCUGUGAGGGCAGCAGCGGCGGCACGGCGGAAACGUACGGCUUUCCUAGCAGCACGUGCGCUACGCACCUGCAGCAACGGCUGUACUUCCCUAAGUGCGUCAACACCGACACUCUGGAGACGGCGUACAAGGCCGGUCAGCCGGGCAACUGCAAAGCCUGCCUGGCCGGCAUGAAGGCGAUGCCCCAGCUGCGCUUCAGCAUCCUCUACGACCUUUGAAGGUGCUGCCCGACGGCUGGAGCGGCACUGCGCCGGUGCAGCUGUCCUGUGGUAACGCCUUCUGCGGCCACGGAGACUUCAUCAAUGGUUGGACGGUGGAUGCGGCGCAGAGUAUGGUUGAAGCUACGAGCUCGAAGAAUCAUUUCGCGGCUGUUGAUAGCCGUCUAGACAACGAUGGGAAGAAGCCUAUGUGCAAGUCUGCUGAUGCGGAUCCGGACCACGGCACGAGCGACUAUGCGGAGAGUGUUGCGGCUAUGAGCAAGCGGUCUGUUCCUGCUGUGGGGUGGGUAUCUAGGAGUAGGCUGGCCCGUAGUCCGAGCACUAAGUGAGGAGUUGUUGAAAGAAUGAAGAUUCUUGUACACAGGUUAAGGUACUUCUUGUGCAGGGGAAUGUGGUCAUCCGGGAUGAUCGCCAAGAGACGAGGCAUAUAUAACGCCGCCCUAACUAUGAAUGGGGCAUCUCCUAGAUGUUGCG